AUGAACUUCUCCGUGGCCCCUCCUAUUCUCCUGGCCUUCAUCCUGAGCAUCCACCUGGGAGCUGCCACACGUGGCAGCGAUGUGUCCAAAUUCUGCUGUUUCCAACAUAGCCGCAAAAUGCUUCCCUGGAUCUUGCAAAAGUAUGCAUACACUGGUAACAGCUGUCCCCAGCGGGCUGUGAUAUUCACUACCCAAAAAGGCAAGAAAGUGUGUGCCCAAGUACAGAAAAAAUGGGUGCAAAGAUACAUUUCUUUACUGAGAACUCAGAAACAAUUGUGACUUUGCUGAAUUUUCAGCCCAAGGACAC
Molecule: messenger RNA, 307 nt
Organism: Nycticebus coucang (slow loris)
Lineage: Eukaryota; Metazoa; Chordata; Mammalia; Primates; Lorisidae
Gene: CCL26
Product: C-C motif chemokine ligand 26
Biological process (GO): neutrophil chemotaxis; cellular response to tumor necrosis factor; positive regulation of GTPase activity
Cellular component (GO): extracellular region
Molecular function (GO): chemokine activity; CCR chemokine receptor binding
Source: RefSeq, a predicted model, not a curated record